GGAAGAGAGAGAGAGAGAGAUCUGUCAAGUGUUUAUUUUUUCCCUGCCCCCAGCUUUCAGAAUGAAAUGGCUUUUAAUUCUUUCCUUUCUCAUAACAUGUUUUAGUAAAUUUUUGUGGAUCAUGUGCAAGGUUCUUGCUUUUAUCCUAUUUACACGAUUGUGGAUAUGAGAGUGGGGAAAGAAGAAAAAUAUCCUGUUUUUCCUUCUACAAUUAUAUCUCUGACCAUCUGCAGCCUUUCUGGCUACCUACUUUUCAAUUACCCUCCAGGGAAAGGAUUACGAGGUAACUAGCACAGGUGUAAUACAUAUCAUGAUCCUGUUCCAUGUCAGAUGCAAGCAACUUACAAGCUAUUUGAAAAAUACCCAUACCAAAACAGUAAUAAAGAAAUAUUAGCAUGGUUUGUGACAGGAUACAAAGGUGUCUUUCAAGUACACACAGCAGAGGCUGGUGUGACAGACAUCUAGUCACAAGUUACUUGCUACUUUUAUUUAUUAAAAGGAAUUUCAGAUGCUUCCGCACCAGGGAGGAGAAAGGGCUAAAUCCAAGUUUUAGUCCAAACUGUAAAGGGCUAUCUUAAACUAUUGGGGAGUGAAGUUCAGCACCUUGGAGAACUCCACCCUGCAGAGUGGCUUUAGUGACAACCCCCACCCCCGUUUUAAUUUGCUUGGCAUUCAGCUAUCAUUCAAAGAAUGUUGUGGGAAUAAAUAGCCAUAAGUAUGUACCCAGGAAUAAACUAGAUGUCCCAACACUCAGAUAACUUGGAUCCUGUUUAUCCACUCCAGAUUGUGUUGUCAAAGGCUUUCAUGGCCGGAAUCACAGGGUUGUUGUAUGUUUUUUGGGCUGUAUGGCCAUGUUCCAGAAGUAUUAUCUCCUGAUGUUUUGCCCACAUCUAUGGCAGGCAUCCUCAGAGGUUGUGAGGUAUGGAGAAAACUAAACAAAGAGGUAAAUAUAUAUCUGUGGAAAGUCUAGGGUGAGAGAGGUCAGUGUGAAUGUUGUAGUUAAUCACCUAAAUUAGCAUUGAAAAGCUUAUCUGCUGUCUUCUUCCUACCUCUGUGGCAUCCUUUGUUUAGAGUCAUUAACUGCCCUUGGUUGAUUCAUAUCUGGAAAUCCUCUGUUUUCAGAGUGUUGCUUUUUAUUUACUGUUCUGAUUUUUGAGUUUUUUUUAAUUCUGGUAGCCAGAUUUUGUUCAUUUUCAUGGUUUCCUCCUUUCUGUUGAAGUUGUCCACAUGCUUGUGAAUUUCAAUGGCUUCUCUAUGUAGUCUGACAUGAUAGUUGUUUGAGUGGUCAAGCAUUUCUGUGUUCUCAAAUAAUAUACUGUGUCCAGGUUGGUUCAUCAAGUGCUCUGCUAUGGCUGAUUUCUCUGGUUGAGUGAGUAUGCAGUGCCUUUCAUGUUCUUUGACUCAUGUUUGGGCGCUGCAUUUGGUGGUCCCUAUGUAGACUUGUCCACAGCUGCAUGGUAUACGGCAGACUCCUGCAAAGCCCUGACGGAUUGUGCUCAAAGAAUCUGCGAACCUCACCUCCUCCAAGAUGAACUAAACCACCUAAACUGGGCUCUACAGGCCAAUGGAUACUCCACCACAGACAUCAGAAGAGCUGCAAGGCCAAGAACAAGCCAUGAGAGUCAAGACAAAGAUCCACCCAGAGGAAAGGUGUUCUUACCAUACAUCAAGGGAACCACUGACCGCAUAGGCAAACUGAUGAAGAAGCACAACCUACAAACCAUCUACAAACCCACAAAGAAAAUCCAACAAAUGCUACGGUCAGCGAAAGACAAGAGGGAUCCUCUCUCCUCUGCACUCCAGAGGAUGCACUCCAGAUUAUGUGCAUACAUUAUAGAAACAAUUAAGAUAUGUCACAGCAAAAAUCUAAGCUAAUAGGAAUGAAUGAAAAAGGGAGUGAGAUCAAAAUGCAUUUUGACAACCAGAAAAGACUCUUCUAUGAUGUGGUACCUCAGGGAAAGCGUGGACAAAAAGAAAUUUCAAUGUGGAUUUUAGAUGUGAGUGUGAACUAUAGUUUGGAUGGAAGGUGACAGGACAUUAAAUGAGUGAUCCAAUUUUAUGUAACCAGCAAGUAAUCCUAGUAAUGCCAAAGAGCAGCUCAUUCCAUUACUCCAUUAUGAACAAUUAGGGAGCCAGAUGAAAGAUUUACUGCAGCAAAGCUUUGAAUUAAGGGCUUGAUUUCGUCUUCUGAAAGCGGAGGGAUUAGGAUGAGAGUGAAUUUCCAUUACACUCCAUUUUUCUAAUCAAGCAAUUCAACGAAAAAUACUGUUUUUGAUUUAACUGGAUUUUUUUUCUAGAUCUUUCAGAUUGUGUUCUUUGAAGUCAGGAAACACGGUGCAAUAAUAGCUCUCAUGGUCAUAAUAUCAGUCAGACAGAACAUCUUUUCCUUUCAGUCAAAACUAUGCCAGAAUUAAGAAGAAAACAUUUUGACCGCACGUGGGAAAAGAACAGCUAUUAUUGCAAUCCAACAGGGUUCAGCUGUUAACGAAAUCCAUCCUUGUUAAAAUGGAGUGUUGAAGUUAAUCUCCCUUAGUUUCUAUUUUUACUUAGCCUAGCCCACAUCCAUAAUGAUCUGUAAGAGGUUUACAAUGGUGAUAUAGUCCGUAGUUUCUGUUUGCAUCCUACUUGGAUGUAAGGCAUUGUUAAUGAGGGUGGAUGCCUUUUGUGUGGCAGACUUGAGCAAAAGAAGGGACAAAGUCAUUUCAUCAAGAUGGGUGGCAGUGAAUCAAAGGAAGAGCUUGUUGCUAUGGAAAACCACCACUGGUAUGCAAAAUUCAUGAAAGCGUGCCCAUCUGGAGAGCUCAGCCUGUACGAAUGCAAGAAGCUCCUCACUCUUGACAAUGCGUCCGCAGAGGCAAUUAGCUAUGUUGAGAAGGUGUUUAAUACCUUUGACACAAAUAAGGAUGGAUUUAUUGACUUCUUGGAAUUUAUAGCUGCAAUAAAUCUGGUCAUACGAGGGAAAAUUGACCAGAAGUUGAAAUGGUAUUUUAAGCUCUAUGAUGCUGAUGGAAACGGAACUAUUGACAAGAAAGAACUCAUAAGCAUAUUCACGGCUAUUCAAGCAAUUAAUGGCAACCAAGAGCUGUCUCCCGAAGAUUUUGCAAAUGUAGUAUUCCAGAAGAUAGAUAUAAACAAUGAUGGGGAACUGACUUUAGACGAGUUCAUUAAUGGAGUGGAAAGUGACGAAUACCUCCUAGAAAUGAUUUCAAAGAGCUUUGACCUUUCCAAUGUACUGAAAGUUAUACAAAGUGGGAGAAGACAUAGCAUCUGAGACUUUCAUACUGCGAAGAGGACUUGUAAUGAAAGAACAAUGCAAGGGACCUAUUCAGUAUCAACACAAAAUGUUACUUUUUCUAUCUACUGUUCGAAACAUAAGAAGUUCCGGGUGGAGUUGUCACAUCAGACUUAUCUGUCAUCUGUUUUCCCCAUUCCUCCCUGAGUGGAUAUGACAGUGAAUGCAAGAACACUGCAUCUUGUCUACUUACAUUGCAAAAACGAUUUAGUUUGAUAUCGAUAAAGCACUAUCUAUUAGCACCCCUAAUGAGGGGAAACCCUUGAUUUUCAAAAAAAAAAAAAAGUACACCUCCCUGGAAGAUAAAGACCUGACGAAUUCUUCUAAGUACUGUUUGUUUAACUUGCAAUUUACAAUGUGGCGAUAAACCAGUAGAUAGGAUUGGCUUCCUUCUAGAUCAAGUAAGGAUGAGAGAUGGUUUGCAUUAACUUAACAUUUGCACUAAUCGGUGCUUAAAAUAGGAAUGGAUUAUCUGGGAAACACCUCAAUCCGCUUAUGGGUCCAAAGAUAAAUAUCCACUCGGGAAAGCUGUUUAUCACUUUGGUAUUCUUAUUAAUACAUCUGUACUUUAAUGUGACUUAAGGCUUUGAUGUUUCAUCUCAUGUACUUUUCCCCUUUUUAUUUAAUACUGUUAUUGUGCAUCAUGUAUUCCUUUUUUUAAAAAAAGAUUUAACCUUUUUAGAGAAGGCUUACAUUUGUCAUGGUGUGACACUAUAGGUGGGGAAAAUAAUUAAAACUCCAGAGGAAGUGAAAACACAGGAACUUUAGUGAUCACUGAUUAAUUCCAUGAUCUUUGUGCUUAUUUGAUUUAAAAGCAGCCUAGGCUCCAUUUUUCUAUGAAUUAUCACAAUAAAAACAUUAUUCCGAAUAUAAAUUCCUAUUUAAUUGAUCAUGCAGUGAGGAAUGAGUACCUUAAAAUUUGCUUAGAUUACAAUAUUCCAUGAUCCAGAAUUUGACAGUCCUGGAAGAAAUAUUUUCUUCAAACAUUUUUGUCUUGUUGGAUCGCAUCUGUCUUACAGUGGCAUCCCAUUAGUCUUGAAGUGGUAAAAAAUUGAUAGAAAUUUCAAGUUUUUCAAAUGGGUUAGGAGCCAAGGAAUAGAGCUAAAUGUACAAUGCGGAAGAUAUUCCCCUAAUAAUAAUAAUAACAAUAACAACAACAACAACAACAACAACAACAACAACAACUUUAUUUUUAUAUCCCACCAUCAUCUCCCGGAAGGGAUUCAGGGCAGCUUAUAUGGGGACCAAGUCCAGCAUAAACAAAGAUUACAAGUUAAAACAUAGUUAAAAAUAUAACACAUAAACAAUUUAAUUAAAACAAUUAAAACCAGCAGAGUAAAAACAUCAUAAAAAUACAUCAACCAACAUCAGAAACCAGUAACCAGGAAAUGGUGGGCAUGGUCAGAUUUGAGAGGGCAAAGCAAGGACUUGUGCAAAACAAAGACUAUAGGCCAGGGCUGCGGGUAAAGUGCUGAAAAAACCUAAUCAAUAAAUUAGGGCUGGGCAGACCUGAUCAGGGAAUAAAACCGCCAUUCAAAGGCACACUGGAACAUUCAGGUUUUCAAGUCUUUGCAGAAGGUAGACAGAGUGGGGACUAAUCUAAUCUCCCUGGGGAGUUCCAAAGCAAUCUAACCAACCAUGCUUGUGACAGUGGUGGGAGCAAGAGAAGGUCUCCCCAGCAGAUCAUAGAGCCCACGUCGGUUCAUAGGGGUAGAUACAGUCACAAAGAUAGGCAGGGCCCGAACUUUUUAGGGAUUUGUAGGUAAUAACCUGCACUUCGAAUUGGGACCGGAAACCUAUCGGCAACCAGUGGAGCUGCUUUAGUCCGCUGCCUAUAACUAGCUCCAGUUAGCAACCUGGCUGCCAACCUUUACACCAGUUGCAGUUUCUAGGUUGUCUUCAAAGGCAGCCCCAAGUAGAGUGCGUUACAGUAAUCCAAUCUAGAUGUAACCAAGACAUGGACCACAGUGGCCAAGUCAGGCUUAAAUAUCUGUAGGAAAUCGGUUUUGCUUUCACAGAUUCGAUAAUAUUAUUUGAGGAAACAAUCAGACUGGACUCUGAGUAAGAGUCAUACAGUACUGAAGAAUAGUUCUGUCACCCCAGUCUCUUAAAAGGUGCAGCUUUAGAUACACGGCCAGCAAAGCAACUGAAAGUUUCUUGAUCUGAGAAAGAAAACUUUAAUUUGAAAAAACUAAAAUGAGGUAAAAAAAAAAUACAGAGAAUUGGAGCUCCCAGUGAUGCCUCCAAAAUGGAGGGACCCUGAGGCGUGACAGUACAUUUGCUUUUAUAGUUUCACAGUGCUGUGCCACCCUUUUGGGGCGUCACUCAAUCAUUCCCAGAAUCAAUUGGUUAAAAGACAAUCAGGCAAUUUUCACAUCAUGGUCCAUGUCCCCUGACCUGUACCCUCCCUUCGUCUAGUUCUUUUCCAUAGGAACACUUCAUCCCAAACCCAUUAUGUGCAAGGCUAGUGCUGACACCAGGCAGGGGAGGGACUGGCACGCCUCCAGCUUAUCAAGGGCAGACUACGGGGUGCUCACAGUACAAUGAGAACAGAGAAAUAAAGUAGAAAAGUGGCCUUGUUAUUAUGUUUGGGCAAAACUAAGAACUCCCAUAUUGGAUAAAUUUUGCAGAAAGAUGGACAGCAGUAUCCCCAAUUUUCACCAUAUUUCAAAUCUGUCUUUAAAAGUGCUGAAAUUCUAUUGCAACGAGCUGAAGUUUACGCAAAAUAGUUUAUGCAAAAUAGUUUAUUACAACUGAGGAAUAAAAGGGAAAUGUCCACAAUUAAUUAUUAACCUCUGUUUCUGUAGAUCCAUUUGAUCUCUAAUUUCAUACAGAAUAUAUCAUACCCUUUGUAAUUACCAGCAGUCAGAUCUUUGCCCCCCAAAUUGAAUAAUGGAUAGGAAUGCUUACAUUUUUUUCUCACUUAAUCAACAUAGCUCUAUUAUUUGUGUCAAUGUUUUCCCAACAGGAGAAUAUAUCUGUUGUGGAGAAAGGAGGUCAACAAAGGGAUUAAAUAAAUGAAUGGAGUUUUCUAUAGCCACAAUGCCUAUUCCAUUCAAAUGAAUGGUGAUUUUAUAGCGUCAAAAAUUAGUUUUUUUAAGAGAAUGUGCAGCAGUUAUGUUAAUGACCUAGGUGAUUUGAAUAAAAUGAAAUUACAUUAUUUUUUGACUUUCAUGUAUUUGACGGAGUGAUAGGAGAUGAAAACUACAGUGAGGAAGGAAAAUGCAAUAUGGCCAACUCAUAAAACGUCUUUAUUUUUCAUAUAUGCAACUUUCAUAGGCAGUUUACAAAUUGUCAAAAGUAGUCACACCAAUAAAGACAUUCAUUAUUACUA
Anolis carolinensis (green anole) is the source of this 6626-nucleotide messenger RNA. It is a transcript of the gene guca1c, whose product is annotated as guanylate cyclase activator 1C. Gene Ontology annotation, molecular function: calcium ion binding; calcium sensitive guanylate cyclase activator activity. Lineage: Eukaryota; Metazoa; Chordata; Lepidosauria; Squamata; Anolidae. Bases 2711 to 3271 code for a protein of 186 amino acids. The record is from RefSeq and is a predicted model, not a curated record. The transcript has 4 exons.